AUGACUUCCAUCAAGCUGAAGACGCCGCACUCCGGCGAGUAUGAGCAGCCAACCGGCCUCUUCAUCAACAACGAGUUCGUCAAAGGCGUCGACGGCAAGACCUUCGAGGUCAUCAACCCCACCGACGAGUCCGUCAUCUGCGAAGUGCACGAGGCCACCGAGAAGGACGUCGACAUUGCCGUCAGCGCUGCGCGGAAAGCCUUCGAGGGCGACUGGCGCAAGGAGACGCCGGAGAACCGUGGCAGGCUCCUCGUCAAGCUCGCCGACCUCUUCGAGAAGAACCUCGACAUCUUGGCUGCUGCCGAGUCGCUAGACAAUGGCAAGGCCAUCACCAUGGCCAAGGGUGAUGUUGGCAUGUGCGCCAGCACCCUCAGGUACUACGGUGGCUGGGCAGACAAGAUCGAGGGCAAGGUCGUUGACACGACCCCGGAUACCUUCAACUACAUCCGGAAGGAGCCCAUUGGUGUUUGCGGUCAGAUCAUCCCAUGGAACUUCCCCCUCCUCAUGUGGGCAUGGAAGAUCGGCCCGGCCGUCGCCUGCGGUAACACUGUCGUCAUCAAGACCGCCGAGCAGACUCCUCUCUCCGCCCUCAUCGCCGCCGGGCUAGUGAAGGAGGCUGGCUUCCCGCCAGGUGUGAUCAACGUUCUCUCCGGCUUCGGUAAGAUCGCUGGUGCCGCCAUCGCCUCUCACAUGGACGUCGACAAGGUCGCCUUCACUGGCUCCACCGUUGUCGGCCGCCAGAUCAUGAAGAUGGCAGCCGGCUCGAACUUGAAGAAGGUGACUCUCGAGCUUGGCGGCAAGAGCCCCAACAUCGUCUUCGAGGACGCAGACAUCGAAAACGCCAUCUCCUGGGUCAACUUUGGCAUCUUCUUCAACCACGGCCAGUGCUGCUGCGCCGGUUCGCGCAUCUACGUCCAGGAGGGCAUCUACGACAAGUUCAUCCAGCGAUUCAAGGAGCGGGCGUCCCAGAACAAGGUUGGCGACCCAUUCGCGCAGGACACUUUCCAGGGCCCGCAGGUAUCCCAGGUCCAGUUCGACCGCAUCAUGAGCUACAUCGACUCCGGCAAGCAAGCCGGCGCGACCGUCGAGACCGGCGGCAACCGCAAAGGCGACAAGGGCUACUUCAUCGAGCCGACCAUCUUCUCCAACGUGACCGAUGACAUGAAGAUCGUGCAAGAGGAGAUCUUCGGCCCCGUCUGCUCCAUCUCCAAGUUCAAGACCAAGGACGAGGCCAUCCGCAUCGGCAACAACACCACCUAUGGCCUCGCCGCCGCCGUCCACACCUCCAACCUCAACACCGCCCUCGAGGUCUCCAACGCCCUCCGCGCCGGCACCGUCUGGGUCAACACCUACAACACCCUGCACCACCAGCUGCCGUUCGGCGGUUACAAGGAGUCGGGUAUCGGCCGCGAGCUCGGCGAGGCCGCGCUCGAAAACUAUACCCAGACCAAGACGGUCUCGAUCCGGUUGGGCGAUGCGCUGUUCGGUUAA
Coniosporium apollinis CBS 100218 is the source of this 1491-nucleotide messenger RNA. Its product is annotated as aldehyde dehydrogenase. The record is from RefSeq and is a predicted model, not a curated record. NCBI's taxonomy places the organism in Eukaryota, Fungi, Ascomycota, Dothideomycetes. Bases 1 to 1491 code for a protein of 496 amino acids. Gene Ontology annotation, molecular function: aldehyde dehydrogenase (NAD+) activity. The transcript has 4 exons.